Xenopus laevis (African clawed frog) is the source of this 4882-nucleotide messenger RNA. RefSeq names its product Scm polycomb group protein like 2 S homeolog (gene scml2.S). Gene Ontology annotation, molecular function: chromatin binding; histone binding. Gene Ontology annotation, biological process: negative regulation of DNA-templated transcription; regulation of DNA-templated transcription. Gene Ontology annotation, cellular component: nucleus. Lineage: Eukaryota; Metazoa; Chordata; Amphibia; Anura; Pipidae. The record is from RefSeq and is marked provisional.
GUUUUGGGGAGUAUCAGGCAAAGCCGACGGACAGAUAAAGAGCUAGGGAAGAGACUCCAUGAUUCAGACUGGUCCCUUAAAGCAACCGCCGUGACUGGAGGAAGUGUGCCUACCACCAAGGAAACUACCAUAAUGACAUAUUAAAAAGAACUUUUCUGCACUGGAUUGAAGACAAAAGCAAUGUCCAUGAUGAAGUCUAACAUGAAAAAGACUGCAAAAGAAACAUUUAACUGGGAUGAUUACUUGAAUGAGACCAGUUCAGUAGCUGCACCACCAAAUUGUUUCAGACAGUCUAGGACACCACCUAGAAAUGAUUUCAAAAUUGGCAUGAAACUGGAAGCUCAUGACCCUCGAAAUGUUACCUCUGUUUGUAUUGCUACUGUUAUUGGAAUCACUGGGGCACGUCUGCGUUUACGGCUGGAUGGCAGUGAUGACAAGAACGACUUCUGGCGAUUGGUAGACUCUUGUGACAUUCAACAAAUUGGCACUUGUGAGAAGAAGGGUGACAUGUUGCAGCCUCCUUUAGGGUUUCGUAUGAAUGCAUCUUCUUGGCCAAUGUUUCUCUUGAAAACACUUAAUGGAGUGGAUAUGGCACCAGCAACUUGCUUUAAAAAGGAAAUUCAAAAGCCAUUACAGAAUUUCUUUAAAACUGGAAUGAAACUGGAAGCAGUGGAUAAGAAAAACCCUUAUUUAAUUUGCCCAGCGACUAUUGGAGAUGUUAAAGGGGAUGACGUUUUUAUCACUUUUGAUGGCUGGAAAGGAGCAUUUGACUAUUGGUGCAAGUAUGACUCUAGGGACAUCUUUCCUAUUGGAUGGUGCUCUUUGACUGGGGAUUCACUACAGCCCCCUGGAAACAGUGUUGCUCUCCCAAAGACAACAAGUCCUACAGCAGCAUCACAGAUAAAAGGUAUUAGACGUUCAAUGCAAUCACCUCAGAAACAUGUGCAGACACAGAAAGGAAGGAAGCCAAUGCGAGACAAGUGCCUUGAACAAACCUCUGCUCCUCCAAGGAAAGGCAAGCGUCCAAAGAAUACGUCUCUGUCACGGAACACCCCCAGCGCAGAAAACCUCAAAGCAAAGGGUACAGGGUUAAAGCCAGGAAGAAAGAAAGAAACUUUAACAUUAAACAUAUCUCUGCCUCUUGGAAACACAUCUGAUGUAGACCACAGCAAAUCCCAGAUACUUAAAGAUUGUGUUGGAAUACUGGAUUCUCCUAUGGCAGUGAUAUCCACAGUUUGUGUAUAUGUAAACAAGCAUGGAAAUUCAGGACCACAUCUGGAUAAGAAAAAAGUAUUACAGCUUCCUGAUCAUUUUGGGCCUGGACCCGUAAAUGUAGUUCUACAGCAGGCAGUGCAGGCCUGUGUUGACUCUGCCUACUACAGUAAAGUAGUCUUCAACUUUCUUAAAUCAGGCCAUCAUGGCGGAGAAGCCAUAACAGCUUCUUUUGAUGGAGCAAAACACACUGUUCAUCUUCCGACAGUGAACAGUGCAUCUUUUGUGUUGCGAUUUUUAGAGAAACUCUGUCACAGCCUGCAGUGUGAUAAUCUGUUUAGCAGCCAACCUUUCAGCCUGCACAUGGGUGGAGCACACAAUUCAACAGACUAUGACAGGAGUAAAACAACAAAAGAAGAAAUCACUGAUAAGAGCAACAAAAGAUAUUGUCAAGACCCUCCUUCAUUUUCAGCCCCUCUAUCUCCCAAGCUGCCAAGAACAGAGGUGCAUCCUCCAGAAGCAGAAACAUUGCCAACAGAAGAAAACACCACUCCAAAAGAUCAAAGAUUUUCAGAGGAGUCCAUGGAUUCAGCACAAAAUACAUUAAAUACUCCUAGCCCAGCUACUCGAAACACAGCAGAGUACCGCAACAUAGGAGCUGCAUCAACCUAUUACAGGGGCUCAGUUCAGCCUGUCACUGCUACCUCAAAUUCUGCUCCUGUUGUACGAAGAUCAUCUUCUAGCUCUGCCAGCAACAGCUAUGAUACUAACCGAAAUUGGACUCAGAGGAGAAUAGAAGCUGCAAGUUCUACCACAGGACCUGAGCUUCACUCGUCAGAGCGGCAAACCUCACAAGGCCUCGGCAAAGACCCAGCCAUGUGGUCCGUAGAUGACGUCAUGCGUUUUGUGAAGGAAGCCGAUCCCCAAUCACUGGCCCCUCAUGCAGAACUCUUCAGAAGACAUGAAAUUGACGGCACAGCUCUGCUCCUACUUAAAAGUGACAUGAUUAUGAAAUACAUGGGACUGAAACUUGGCCCUGCCCUGAAGUUGUGCUACCACAUUGAAAGACUAAAGCAAGGAAAGUAAUUUGUUACUGGACGCAAUUGCUAGCAGCCGUUAUUUACCUCUAGCAUCAUCUCACAUAUGCAUAAGCUUGAAACUGGCUAUAAAAUACCUCCUUUUGUAAUAUAAUACUAAAGAUCUCAAUUAUUUUUACAAAACUUGUCAAUUUUUUUUCAAUUUAGAUAUAUUGUUUUUACUCUAUGGUGGUGCUAAACAGCAGGAGAACUGGACCCUCUUUGUCUGCGGAUUUUUGCUGCACAGAUUGAUGCAGAUGUAACCAAAAGGCUAAUAUACAAAUCAGCAUGCAAAGCAGGAGUGGCUAAUACCAGAAGACCAAUACCAGCAUUGUUGAAUUUUUUUUACCUAUUUAUUUAUAUAUAUUUAUAUAUAUAUAUAAAAAUGUUUUUAAGAAAAAUUUUAAGACUUGUGCUAACUUUGGCAGCUACACUAAAUGUAAUUUUCUUUGUCUAAAACGUUGAACAGUGUUUCCAUAUUUCUACAGAACAGACUUCAAAAUCUUUAUUUUAUAUCCACUCCUGGAUUAUCCAAACUCUCUCAUUUACCAAGUUUUGGAAGAAUUUUACUUUAAAGCAAGACUUUCUACCUGCCCAUGUGUGUACUCAUGUUGCAAACAGAUUUAUUUAGAUGAAAUUGAAAUUUAACUAACCUGGUAGCUUAUAUUUGAAAGGGAAUAUGUAAAAUCUUAAAGGGAUACUGUCAUGGGAAAAACUUUUUUUUUUUUUUUUUUUUUAAAACGCAUCAGUUAAUAGUGCUGCUCCAGCAAAAUUCUGCACUGAAAUCUGUUUCUCAAAAGAGCAAGCAGAUUUUCUUAUAUUUAAUUUUGAAAUCUGACACGGGGCUAGACAUAUUGUCGGUUUCCUAGCUGCCCCAGUCAUGUGACUUGUGCUCUGAUAAACUUCAGUCACUCUUUUCUCCUGUAGGCAAGUUGGAGUGAUAUCACCCCCUCCCUUUCCCCCCCAGCCAGGCCUGGAUUUGUGGCAAGGCCACAGAGGCCUGGGAAAAGGGCUGCAAAAUUUUAGGGGCGGCAUGCCGCCCUGCCGCAUAGUGAACUACAUUGGGAACUCUGAGCUCCCUUGCGCACGCUUGCGGGGGGCACUAGGACCGGAGCCCUUCGGGUGGUGAGCAGGGGAAUCCGGCCCUGUCCCUAGGAGCCCAUCAGCAGAACAAUAGUAGGGUAAUCAGAUAUCAGCUCCCUAAAACAAGACAACAGCUGUCUUAUAGAUCAAUCAAUAGUAAAAUCCAGGUCCCAGUGUGUCACAUUCAGUUACAUUGAGUAGAAGAAACAACAGCCUGCCAGAAAGCAGUUCCAUCCUACAGUGCUGGCACUUUCUAAAAGCACAUGACCAGGCAAAAUGACCCGAGAUGGCUGCCUACACACCAAUAUUACAACUACAAAAAAUUAAUUUGUUGGUUCAGGAAUGAAAUGUUAUAUUGUAGAGUGAAUACAUCAUCAGCCAUUUGGAACCGACUUGUAUUCUAACCCUUUCCAUUUUAUAAUAGGACUCACAAUCAUAUAAUUGCUUUCAGUAAAUUAUAUUGAGAAAACAAAAACACAUAUAUACUACCUUUUUUUUUUUUAUAGCCAUUAUUUGUCUGUGUCUUUAUUUGAUGUAUAAAGUCAUUACCAGUGGGGACUCAUUUAUCAACUGAGCAGUAAGGGUAAGGCCACACAAGGAGAUUCGGAGAGAUUUUGUCGCCUGGCGACGUAUCGCCACGUCUUUUGCGCAACUAUCUCCCCGAAAUGCCUCAGCGUCUUUUCCCCAUAGGCUACAGCGCAAAAUCGCCUGCGCUAAUGCACACGCGGCAAUGCGAAUACUGAGGCAACUUUGGGCGACUAUGAAUGAAAAGUUGCCUGCGCUGAUGCACACGCGGCGAUGCGUUUUCAAUAGUCGCCCAAAGUUGCCUCAGUAUUUGCAUUGCCGCGUGUGCAUUAGCGCAGGCGACUUUUCAUUCAUAGUCGCCCAAAGUUGCCUCAGUAUUCGCAUUGCCGCGUGUGCAUUAGCGCAGGCGACUUUUCAUUCUAGCCUAUGCAGAAAAGACGCUGAGGCAGUUCGGGGAGAUAGUCGCGCAAAAGACGUGGCGAUAAGUCGCCAGGCGACAAAAUCUCCCCGAAUCUCCUCGUCUGGCCUUACCCUAACUCGUAGUAACAAAUGAUUAAAGGCAAAAUGUGAUUGGUUGUCGUGAGUUACUGCCACGGUGCAAACGUUGAUAAAGGAGUCCCAUUUUCUCCUAAAUCUGCUCCCAUCAAAAAUGACAAUGGAUUGCUGAAGAGCCUCUCUAAAGGGAUAUCUACUUGUGUAACGUUUGGUUUCUAAAAGGAAUACAUUGUGCUUGGAGCCUCCUAUGCAAUAUUCCAUGUGUAAAAUGUAAAUGCCGUAUUGUACGAAUAUACAGGACGCCAAUGACACAAACGCACAUACGUUCUUACUGAAUGUGUAGUGAUAACUUACAGUGUGAAUUAUAUUUCCUACUGCCUUUUGUAUACAAAAUGAUCUAUUUGAUGUAUUUUCUGCACACUUUAUUGAUGAGAAGGCUUUUCUAAUGUUUGAUUCCUCAGGUUUUAGCAAUUAAAUGUUGCUAACUCUUG